AUGCUAGAAUUACUCAAACGAAACUUCGACAUACUUUUUACUGAAAGACAAAAUAGAUAUGGGUCUUUGAAUUUAAUUUGUCCAAAGUAUAAAAGAGAAUCAGAAGGUGCUAGGACUUUUCAAGUGUCAGCCAUUAGGUUUUGGAAUUCACUUCCCAAUAAAAUUAAGUGUACAUCUAGUAUAGAAAUUUAAAAGAAAUCUUUACGUAAGUAUUUUUUGGAGUCCUAUAAAGAUGUUCAUCACUUUACUAUAGCUUAGGCUAUCCUACUUUAUUCUCAUAUAUUUUAUAUUAAUUUUUAGAUAAUUCAUAUUUCAAUUGUUAAAUCACCUUGUUUUAAUUACUUCAUUAUUUAUAUGUAUUUAAUUUGUGUUGAGGGCCACGAGUUUAUCAGUAUUUUAUACUGUCAAGUGCCACCCUCGAAAAAUGAAGUUGAUUAUUAUUAUUAAAGCGUAAAAAGCAAAUUCAUUUUAAUUCUUUUUGGGUUUACCUGGCAGUGGUUGAAGUGUUGUCGAGGCUGAUGUCAUUGUAAGCAGCGUUGUUGUUGAAACAGACUUUGAUGCUGUAACAGCUGAUAUCACUGUGGAAAGUGGUGUGCUUGUUUCUAUUAGAGCAAUUUAAAAGAAAGUUUAAGUAAAAAUUACAAUCAAUCAUGAAUCCGGGUUGUUCAAAGUUGGGUGCAGAUGACCUAGGGUUAGUGGGAAAUAUGAAUUUAGAUAUGAAAGUGUAAAAAGCAAAUUCGUCAGUUUUAGUUCUUUUUUAGUACAACUUAAGGUGUUUCGAUACAGUUUUUCGGAGACCACACCGAUGUUGCCUUGAAAGCAAUUUUGUCCUUGUCCGGUUGCUACAAACUUUUCACCAGUGAUUGUCUAUGAAUUGAAGUUUGUCAAAAUGCAGUUUCUAGUAAAAUCGAUAUCACUCUGACAACAAUAAACAAAAAACUAUGAAAUCGAUAAAACCGAAUUUUGCACGAUCUAGACCUUUUACUGAAAGGCCGACGGCCAGGAACUUAAAGUGUGCUGUUUAGCAAAUACCCUCCGUGAAAAGUAAAAAAAUUCUGUAUGUUUUAAUUCAAAUAAAACGCAAUUAAUAUAUUUCAGACCUUACAUUUUCAAUAGCCGUGAUAAAAUGUGUAAUAAAAAAGUUCUAAAUAACUGACCAAUUAACCUUAAGUAGCGUCAGAAGGCGGUCUAACAUCAUAUUUCGAUGCUAGGGAAUUUCGGUGUAUUAUCUUUCUUGCGAUCUCAUGUCCUGAAAACUAACCUGUUUUCUCACUACCUGUCCGUGUGCAACUUUACUGUAAAUUUUGACUUUUAGCGCUUUUCUGAAUAUCUCUAAAACGGCUCGACAGAAUUCUUUUUAAACCUUAUCACAUAAUUUUCAUGCUGUAACGCGGAUUUUUGGCCAUUUUGUAGGGUAGGUUUCUCAUGAAAUUUCAAGGUGUUGCAGUGAAUUAAUCUUAAUGAAAGUUUCAGACAUUGUUAUAUACAUCUAGACUCGUACCCAGUUGCUAUUUAUGUGUUUUUGGGCUGAGAAAAGAUUGGGGGUUAGGUUGAGGCUCGCGGGGUCUCAUGGGAAGGUACGAAGGAAAAAUAGCGUCGCUUUUUCUUCCUUCGUACCUUCCCAUGAGAUCUCGCGCGCCUCAACGUAACCCCCAAUCUUCUCUCACCCCAAAAACAUUAUAAAUACCGACUGGGUACGAGUCUGAUAUACAUCAUGAAGAUUAUGUGAUGAAGUUAAAAAUCAAUUAGGUCGAGCUGUUUUAGAGAUAAUACAGAAAAGCGCUAAAACUAAAAAUUUAGAAUAAAGCUGCACUUAACAGUUGGUGAGAAAACAGGUUAGUUAUCAAGACAAAAAAAUACACCGAAAUUUCCUAGCAUCGAAAAUGAUAUUUAGCAGCCUUCCGACUCUACUUAAGAUUAAUGUGAGUUAUUUAGAACUUUUUUAUCAAACGCUUUAUCACGGCUAUUGAAAAUGUAAGGUUUGAAAUAUAUUUUUGUUCUAUUUGAAUUCAAACAUACAGAAUUUUUUACUUCUCACAAAGGGUAUUUGCUAAACACCACACUUCAAGUUCUUGGUGUCAGACUUUCAGUAGCACGUCUAGAUCGCGCAAAAUUCGGAUUUUUUGUUUGUUGUUGUCAUAGUGAAUAGUCAAUUUUACUAAAAGCUGCAUUUUGAAAAACUACCAUUCAUAGUCACUCACUGAUGAAAGUUUUGUAGCGAUCGGACGAGGGUAAAAUCACUUUUAAGGUGAUUGAAAAAUAUCGGUAUGGUCUCCCAAAAACUGUAUCGAAACACCUUAAAGACGAAAGUUUGGGUUUACCUAGCAGUGGUUUGGUAGUUAUCAAGGCUGAUGUCAUUGUAAGCAGCGUUGUUGUUGAAACAGACUUUGAUGCUGUUACAGCUGAUAUCAUUGUGGAAAGUGAUGUGCCUGUUUCUAUUGGAGUAGUGUAA
Molecule: messenger RNA, 2452 nt
Organism: Porites lobata
Lineage: Eukaryota; Metazoa; Cnidaria; Anthozoa; Scleractinia; Poritidae
Source: the annotation of a GenBank genome assembly